AUGCCUUUCGGCCUAAAGGGGGCUGCACCAACGUUUCAGCGACUCAUAGAUCGCUUCCGGUCAGGAUCUUCACUUGGUGGUAGGCAUAUUCUAGGUUAUCUUGAUGACCUAUUAGUAAUUUCAGAGGACCUUGAGUCCCAUUUGUCUGAUUUACGUGCGGUAUUUGAGCGUCUUCGGAUGUUCAAGUUAAGAGCCAACCGUGAAAAAUGCGUGUUCGCCAGGGACCGGCUCAAAUACCUAGGUCACGUAAUAUCCAACGACGGUAUGUCUCCAGACGAAGAUAAGGUGCGUGCUGUCCUAGAUAUAAAAGAACCGACUAAUCUCCAGCAACUUCGUACCUUCCUGCAAACUUGCUCUUGGUUUAGAAAGUUCAUACCAGAGUUUGCGAAGGUAGCUGAGCCGCUUACAUGCCUUACCAAAAAGUCACAGAUGUGGCAAUGGGGAGAUGAUCAAGCCAAAGCCUUCGUACAUCUAAAGUCCUUUCUGGCUUCACCACCCAUUCUUGUUCAGCCGGACUACUCAAAGCCAUUCAUCCUUAGGACGGACGCCAGCGAUUUUGCCCUAGGUGCAGCUUUACUUCAGGGGGAGUCUCCAAGGGAUGAACACCCAAUCGAGUACGCGAGCUGUCUCCUCACGUCAGCCGAGAAAAAUUAUACUACUACGGAGCGGGAGGCGCUAGCAGUUGUUUGGGCAGUGGAAAGAUUCCGUGGGUAUAUUGAUGGUCACCAGAUAGUAGUCAGAAGUGAUCAUCAACCCCUGAAGUGGCUGUUUUAUCUCAAAUCGCCUAAAGGUAGGCUUGUUCGUUGGGCUUUAAAGCUACAAUCACUUGGUCUUCAAAUGAAAUACACUCCUGGGAAGGCUAAUGUGCUAGCCGACACACUCAGCCAUCGAGUCAUCGAUAGCACUUUGACGGAAUGUGGUGUCUGCCCCGUGUCUGUAAAUGUUCCACGUUGGGAUGCUACAUCAACCCGUGAAGCCCAGCUGGUUGAUCCAGAAGUAGCCAAAAUCCUUAAAGACUUGGAAAGUUCUGAUGAGCUGUCAGUUCAUCGGUGGUCGGAUAGGGGGUACCUGGUAAACCAAGGCGUUUUGUACCGGUACGUGGACGACACCGAUACGGAGGAGUCUCAGCUGGUAGUAACGGAGAGUUUUCGGGGCAAAUUUAUGUUUGAGUGUCGUGACUCGCCAACCGCCGCUCAUGGAGGUAUUCAACGGACUUUGCAUCGUAUAUCCCAGCAGUUCUAUUUCCCUGGUAUGAGACGCUAUAUCACCGAUUACCAGAAGACCUGUACUGAGUGUAAGUCUUCCAACUUGAAACCGCCUAGCUUACUCCAGACUCCGGUACCGGCUCAACGAUUCGAGGUUAUUGCCGUCGAUCUCUUUGUACCGUUACCCAAAGGACCUCAGGGUGAAAGGUGGAUUUUGAUAGUGGAGGACACUGAUAGAAAGUGGGUCGAACUGUUUGCUCCAAGCGAGGCCACAGGCGAAACCUGUGCGAAAACUCUUGUUGGUGAAAUCUUUAUGAGGUAUGGACUUCCUAGGCGGAUGAUCUCCAAUAACGUCCUUCAGAUUACGCCUUACCUUUUGAAGCUUGCUGACUCACUCUCAGAAGCUAAGGAGAACAUUGAACAUCAACAGGAUCUUCGUAAGCUCCAAGCCGAUUCCGAUCGCCGUGAUUCGGAUCCAUUACAAGAAGGUGAUCUCGUACUCAUGAAGUCACAUGUCCUGAGUAAUGCUAAUAAGGGUGUUACUUCUAAAUUCAUCCCGAAGCAGAAUGGUCCGUAUGUGAUCUCCAAACAGGUGAGUCCAACUACUUACAUUCUAACUUCGCAGAAGACUGGUGAAGUCGUUGGUAAGUAUCAUGUGUCGGAUCGACGUAAAUACCAUGACAGGGGUGGUAAAGAAUGUCCGGAGUCGGUUGCUCCUAAGCGUCGUAGGAGUCGUCCUCGUAAGGAUCGCUGCUAG
Parnassius mnemosyne (clouded apollo) is the source of this 1962-nucleotide messenger RNA. The record is from the annotation of a GenBank genome assembly. NCBI's taxonomy places the organism in Eukaryota, Metazoa, Arthropoda, Insecta, Lepidoptera, Papilionidae.